AUGCGACGUUUUCUUCUUUAUUAUCGAGAACUGGGUGGACGAGAGGCGUUUGUGCCACCACGGCGGUUCUUGCGUAGAAGAGAAAGAGCCAAGAAGGAAGAGGUUGAAUCCGUUGGUUCAAUGCAUGCUCCUUCUCUGCGUGUUGGGGGCCUGAUGGCGGCCCCUGAUACUUCUCUAGAUGAUAUUCGCUCGGAAAUUCUUCGUAUGCGCUCGGAGCACACAAUUAGCAAGAAACCUGCUCAUGAGAACCAGGCUUCUUCAGGCACGCAAGGGUCAACUGUGAAUGAUGCUUGGAGUGACAUGAUGAAAAAACUUCAUCCAAAUGAAAUCUAUGGCAAGGGGUGUGACGUCGUUGAACGUAUAAAGGCAAAGGAUCGUGCAGUUAGAAGGCAACUAUUAUUGGAUGCCGAUGAAGUCUUGAGAAAACCAAAUAAAGAAGACACAAUUCGUUAUCUGCAGUUGGUGUAUGGACGCAUUGGAUCUCAUCAUCGUGAAGAAGUGAUGGAGACUGUGAAGGCAUUGGUACAGUCCGUUGAGGAUGAGGCACGAGAGAUACAAGGGAAGAUCCAGGCGCAUCGGGGGGUUCAUGUAUCUCUUGUGGAAGACGAUAGUAUCUCCCCGGAUGAAGUAAAACAGAUGGCGUGGGUAAAUGUGUUGACAAACAUGUCUGAUGAAGCGUUGCAAGAGCUGUGGAAGUGGGGUAUACUGGACUUUGACACGAUCGAGUCGCUGGCUUGCAUGGAUGCGGAGAAAGACCUUCAUACGGUGGAUGUUGAGUUGAAGGAGGCCAGUGAAGCAAAGCAAUGGAGUGCCACUAGUACAGAGGAAAGCGCUGCAAGUCGUAACGAGGAUGACAGUCUCGGCUCACCAAGCCCUUCUCUCCCUAUUGAGCACAACAUUGAGGCGCUUAAGAGUGUCGGUGAAAUCCCUGAAUUUACGGCAACCAUGUACGAGAAUUUAUUUCUAGGACUCCCAGACAUUGACUUGGCACCUGUCAUGCAAAAGAUUCAAGAAAAACAGUAUGAGAGCAUUUCGGAACACGAGCUGCGCCUGUUAGAGCGUUAUGAGGAAAGCAAACAAAUUAUUAAACUGUCGGCACCGUCUACCGUUACUCCUGCCUCGAACAAGGCUACGUCGGGUGAAGGGAAAAAUGUGGAGGUGGAAACUGCCUUACGCGACCGCGUUGUCAACGGCAUCCAUUCCGUGUAUGAAAAGACGCCUCCUUGCCAACUUUCCCUCACCGAGGCGAUGAUGGACCGUGCGCUUUCUCCCUCAAAUCGAUUUUUGCACGCCGUGGCUCGUCAUGAUGCGGCGCUGCACUCCUCGCUUGAAGGUAUGGAACGAAUUAAGCGGCGUGCACUGCUCGAUCCCAUCUUUCAAGCCGCAGUGGAAGAGGCACACAUGUGGGGGGAGAUGUCUCUGCAGCCGAAGCUUCAAAAGUACAGUGCCAAGGGAAAGGGUGAAACACGCAAGCAACGUCAACUGCGACGUGCCGAGGGUGGUGCUGCACCGCUACUUGGCGGCCCGCUCGCCAAACCCCAGCAUGCUGCGGAUAUCCCGUACUACUACGGUAAUGUGCGCAGCUUCGUGCCACCUCGAGGGCGGUAUAACAUGCCAGCACCUCGUCUUUCGCGGGAGGAGGCUGCGCAACUUCGGAACCGAAAACGCAAGCAGAUGAAGUCACGCGUGCGUUAUAGCCGGUAG
Trypanosoma rangeli is the source of this 1704-nucleotide messenger RNA. RefSeq lists its product as uncharacterized. The transcript has a single exon. The record is from RefSeq and is a predicted model, not a curated record. Lineage: Eukaryota; Euglenozoa; Kinetoplastea; Trypanosomatida; Trypanosomatidae. The coding region runs from base 1 to 1704 and encodes 567 amino acids.